AUGCGCGUUCAUUUCAUUGUGCAUGAGUCUUUCGAAGCGCCAGGUGCUUACGAAGCUUGGGCUUUGCAACGACGAUACGACAUCACUUUCACUCGGCUCUAUCUCGGCGACACCCUACCUAUCUAUGUUGGCUCAAUCGAUGCACUCAUCGUUUUAGGGGGCCCCCAGACACCAUCAACCACGAAAGACGAGUGUCCGUAUUUUGAUGCCGCAGCUGAGAAGAACUUCAUUCUGCAAUGCAUCAAUGAGGGGAGGGCUGUUGUAGGCAUCUGCCUAGGCUCGCAGCUCGUGGGCGAGGCUCUUGGAGCAGCCUGGGAGAAGAGCCCAGAGACAGAAAUCGGCAAUUUCCCCAUCACUCUCACUACUGCCGGGAGAAGCAAUGACAAGUUUAGACACUUCGGCCUCUCCACAGAAGUUGGUCACUGGCAUAACGACAUGCCGGGACUAACCACGGACGCUAAAAUCAUUGCCUCCAGCCUCGGCUGUCCCCGCCAAAUUGUCGAAUACACCGAUUUAGUGUAUGGAUUUCAGUGCCAUAUGGAGUUCACGUUUGAGGUGAUCGAGGGUUUGAUAGAAGCAAGCAAGGACGAACUGCCUUCUCUUGUUGGGCGGAGAUACGUUCAACAGCCUGAUUCUUUGCGCUUAAACAAGUAUGCGGAUAUGAACGAGAAACUUGCGGACUUCUUAGACUGCCUCAUGGAGGCGUAUAACAUAGCUCAGCACUAA
Messenger RNA from Colletotrichum scovillei, 726 nucleotides. RefSeq names its product GMP synthase. NCBI's taxonomy places the organism in Eukaryota, Fungi, Ascomycota, Sordariomycetes, Glomerellales, Glomerellaceae. The record is from RefSeq and is a predicted model, not a curated record. Gene Ontology annotation, cellular component: cytosol. The coding region runs from base 1 to 726 and encodes 241 amino acids. The transcript has a single exon.